UGAUUCACCUGAGACAAACUAGAAAACAGAUUAUUUUGGGUGUGACUAAAGAGAGAAACAGACGAUCAGAUUCAGCGUCAGACCAAACUAACACCUUCCUCUGAGUGAGUCCAGCUACAGGAGAGAAAAGUGGAAACUACAACACUGCUGCUUCAAGCUGCUGACUCUCCACACACUGAAGCUUCACUCAGAGACUAAAUGGCUUCCAGAUCAGAGGAGGGUUUCUGCUGUCCGGUCUGUAAGGAGGUCUUCAGAGAUCCUGUUCUCCUGUCAUGUAGCCACAGCUUCUGUAAAGUCUGUCUGAAGAACUGGUGGAGAGAGAAACCAUUACACCAGUGUCCAGUUUGUAACAGAACAUCUUCAAGAGAUGAUCCACCUUCAAACUUGGCGUUGAAGAACCUGUGUGAGCUUUUCUUACAGGAGAGAGAUCAGAGAUCAGACGAUCUCUGCAGUCUGCACUCUGAGAAACUCAGACUCUUCUGUCUGGACCAUCAGCAGCCAGUGUGUCUCGUCUGCAGAGAUUCAAGAAAACACUUCAACCACAGAUUCAGUCCCAUCGAUGAAGUAGUAACAGAACUCAAGAUGAUCCUUCAGGAAUCUCUGGAGCCCUUAAAGGAGAAGUUAAAGGUUUGUGAACAAUUUAAAGUGAAGUUUGAUGCAACAGAAAAACACAUCAAGGUCCAGGCCCGAAACACAGAGAGGCAGAUUAAGGAGCAGUUCAAGAAGCUUCACCAGUUUCUAGCAGAGGAAGAGGAGGCCAGGAUGGCUGCACUGAGGGAGGAAGAGGAGCAGAAGAGUCAGAGGAUGAAGGAGGAGAUGGAGGCUCUGAGCAGAGAGAUAGCAGCUCUUUCAGACACAGUCAGAGCCACAGAGGAGCUGAGAGCUGAAGACGUCUCAUUCCUCAACAGCUACAAGGCUGCAGUGGAAAGAAUCCAGCGCUGCCCCCUGCUGGAUGAUCCACAGCUGCCCUCAGGAGCUCUGAUAGACCAGGCCAAACAUCUGGGCAACCUGGCCUUCAACAUCUGGAACAACAUGAAGGACCUGGUCUCCUACACUCCUGUCAUUCUGGAUCCAAACACUGCUAAUCCAGAUCUGAUCCUGUCUGAAGAUCUGACCAGUGUGAGACGAGGAGUUUACCAACAACUUCCUGAUAAUCCAGAGAGGUUUGAUUGUAACUGUUCUGUCCUGGGCUCUGAGGGCUUCAACUCAGGGACUCACAGCUGGGAUGUUGAGGUUGGAGAUAACACGGUGUGGUUACUGGGUGUAUUAGCAGAGUCUGUCCAGAGGAAGGGAGACAUAGGGUCUGGAUGGUGGGGAAUAUGGUUCACUGAAGGUAAAUACGGAGCAUGGAAACUACCAGAUCAUUCCAUUGAUCUCCCAAUAGAGAAGAAGCUCCAGAGGAUCAGAGUGAAUAUGGACUGGAACAGAGGAUAUCUGUCCUUUUCUGAUCUUGAUACUAACACACACAUACUCACCAUCAGACACACUUUCACUGAGAGGAUGUUUCCAUAUAUUAACACUGGGAAGAAAGUGAAGAUAUUACCAGUGAAACAGAGCGAUUAGAGAUGAACAGGAUGAUUAUAAAUGUGUAUUGGGCUGUAACGUGAUCAUAAAAAUUCUGUCUGGAUUGAUGUGUUGUUGCCUCAGGGUUGAGGUCACAGAAAACUGUAUAACUACUCACAUGUUGUUUUUAUUGCUUUAUUGUAUCUUUACAAUCUUUACUAUAUAUAUAUAUAUAUAUAUAUAUUGUGUGUGUUACAUUGCAGUAAUUCUCCUACAGGAGACAAAUGAAGAAACGUUGAACCUUGAACUUUACAUCUGUUCCUACAUGAUUAUGUUUAUAUACUUGUAAUUUUAUUUUUAUUUCAGAUUGAUGCUCCAUAGCUCUGGUUACAGCAACAAAGAUUAAGAUUAACUGAGCACAAACUAAAAAAAUUCAUAUUAAACUGAACUACAGUAAAGUUAAGUAAAAUGAACUAGGCUAGAUGAUGUGACGUUAAGAUAAUCCAGACCAAACUGAAGAGAAACGUAUCUGAUUAAACUAAAUGCUAAAAGCUAAGCUAAUCUAAACUAAAGUCAACUAAGUUAAACUAGGCCCAAAACAAUCAACAUUAAACAAAACAAAAAAUAAAGUAAGACCAGUUACAAUAGGCUAAGAUAAAAUAAAACAAGGUAAUCCAAGUUAAAGUAAAGGUAUGUAAACUGCUAAGGUAUGGUUAAGUAAACUAAGCCCAAUUCACCCAAACUCAGCUAAACUAAGCUAAGACAACCUAAGAUAAGCGAAGCUCCAUACUAUAAAUUAAGCUGAGCUAAACUGUUUCACAUUAAAACAAGCUCCAAUGGUUGCAGAGAUAAUUCCGAGUGUCUGUUUCUCACCUGUUUCCUGUUUGUGCAGGAUGGGUGACUCCGGCCCGAGUCAGUGGACAGGUAGGACUGUGGUCUGACUGAAAACAGAAAUAAAUACAACAAAAAUAUCAAAGACUCAGAAAACCAGUCUCUACCAGACAAGAACGCUGAUGAGAUUAACUGUUUAAUUAAACAGAAUAAAUCAAUAAACGGAUCAAUAAAUAUAAAGAUUGAAUGUCUACUUCUUCAGAUGAACAGGGUGCAACUGCUUCAUAUAUUCUUGUGAAUUAUUACCACAAAGUUUUCUUGUGUUUAAACUUCUGUUCAGGCUGUAAAUGUUGUGAUUUUUAAUUUAAAUGUAAAUGUUGUGAUCCCGAAUAAAUGAUAAAAAAAAAAA
Molecule: messenger RNA, 2743 nt
Organism: Mugil cephalus (flathead mullet)
Lineage: Eukaryota; Metazoa; Chordata; Actinopteri; Mugiliformes; Mugilidae
Product: nuclear factor 7, brain-like
Exons: 2
Coding region: 199-1563 (454 amino acids)
Biological process (GO): protein ubiquitination
Molecular function (GO): ubiquitin-protein transferase activity; protein binding; zinc ion binding
Source: RefSeq, a predicted model, not a curated record